UGAAAGCUCACAGGGAGAAGAGCCUUUUAUGAAGAAUGUUUGCGAAGUAGCUUAAACUAUGUACACGUUUCACCUUUAGGAAGGACUGUUCAUCUGGAAAGGAACAAAACUCGCUAAGUGAGACCUCUGGAAACACGAAUGGGUUCUCAGUUCAGAGUUAGGCGAAGCAUCAGCUAUUAUUUCUUUUUAUAUUGCAUUUUAAUGUCAAAAGUUCUUGUGUCAUGGAGUGAAGAAGGCGUAUUAAUAGCGCACAGCGGUGAUGCACUACAAAGCAGUAACAACGGCAGUGUAACACUCCAGAAACCGGAGACCGCUUCCCAAGGAAGUCAGGAAUUACAAGCUUCUUAUGUUGCAUUAUCAUCUACUCCUGCCCAACGUUUAGAAAGGAAAAUCCCAUCUUUACUACAAGCAUCAUCAGGUACCUGUACCACAUCAUGUCUUAAUGGUGGAGCCUGUGUACAUCUAGGACACUGCAACUGCAGCCAGUUUAGAGCAACAGGAUCAAGGUGUCAAACAGUGCCAAACACGGGCUAUGAAAGAGAUAUGAUUUGCCGUACAUGGGGCCAGUACAGUUUUGAAACCUUCGAUGGGCUUUACUAUUACUUUCCUGGAAAGUACACAUACACUCUUGUAAAAGAUUGUGACCCUUCUGAAACUAGCUUUUUAAUACAGAUUCACAACGACUGGAAUUGCAAUUCUUCCCCUUAUCACUGCCGGCGGUCAGUUAGUUUAUUCUUCUAUCAUGACAGAGAAAUUGUAAUAAAAGGCUACAGUGUUUUGUACAAUGGACAAAGUAUUCAGCUCCCACAAGUUCACCGGAAUGUACAGAUUGAAAGACUAGCUGGUUAUAUCUUAGUUACGCAUCAUUAUGCAUUUACAAUGGCAUGGGAUGGGAAAUCUGGAUUAUAUAUCAAAAUGAGUCCUGAAUUUGUUGGCAAAACAUGUGGUUUAUGUGGAAACUUCAAUGGUGACUUGCAAGAUGACCUAAUCACUAGUUAUGGUGAACCAACUGAUGACAUUGCAGUUUUUGCUAACAGCUGGAAGGAAAUGUCUCCUGAUAAGGGGACUGGAAUUAAUGUGCCUUCUGAUUAUCCAUCACCAUGCUCCACUCAAAACCAAAACACAUUGCAGAUAAUUUUUAAUCUGUGCAAUGCAUUAAUGGAGCUGCCAUUCAAAGCGUGUCAUAACCACGUGAGUCCUUUUCCUUUCCUGGCUAGCUGCACAAAUGAUCUUUGCGUGUCUGAGCAUAAAAGUUCAUCACUGUGUCAAGUGCUGACUGAAUAUGCGAGGGCAUGUUCCCAUGCUGGAUUACCUCUUCAUGAUUGGAGGACUCAUUUUCAGCAGUGUGUUGUUGACUGUGGAAGAGCGCUCAUUCACAGAGAAUGCAUUGCCUGUUGCCCAGCUACAUGUCGUCAAGCCAAGCAAUGUAUUGACAACAAAAUUGAUUGUGUUGAUGGAUGUUAUUGUCCAGAAGGUUUAAUUUAUGAAAAUGGAACCUGUGUGAAGCCCUCUGAAUGUUCUUGCAUUUACCAUGGAGUUUCUUAUCUGGUGGGAUCUGUAGUAAUGGAAGAUUGCAAUAACUGCACGUGCUUUGGAGGGCGAUGGAAUUGUACAGAAAAUAUUUGUCCAGCUGAAUGCUCUGUAACAGGGGACAUCCAUUUUGCUACAUUUGAUGGCCAUAUUUACACAUUCCAGGCAACUUGCCAAUAUAUUCUGGCAAAAAGCCGAACUUCUAGCAAGUUCACAGUUACACUGCAGAAUUCUCCAUGUGGGCAGGAACAAGAUGGAGCUUGCAUACAGUCAGUAAAUAUCAUUCUAGACCAAGACCCAAAGAAGCAGGUCUUACUGACACAAUCAGGAGACGUCUUUGUGUGUGAACAGUAUAAGGUCAAUCUUCCCUACAAUGAUGGUUAUUUUGACAUCCAGGAACUUUCAUCAAUGUUUAUACAAGUGAAAUCACAAAUUGGCGUAAGCCUUCAAUAUGACAGGAAGGGGUUAAGACUCUACCUGGAAGUAGAUGGCAAAUGGAAAGAUGACACCAUUGGUCUUUGUGGAACUUUCAAUGGGAAUAUUCAAGACGAUUUCCUAUCUCCAGUGGGAGUGUCUGAAAGCAACCCUUACCUUUUUGGUAGUUCUUGGAAAAUUCCAUCUGUCUGUGAGUCAGUUAGCCCAGCUGUACCUGUGGAUCCAUGUGAUGUACACCUGCAGGCUGCUGCAUAUGCUUUCGAGGUCUGCAGUGUCAUUAACAAGGGAAUCUUUAUGCCUUGUCAUGAGUACGUUAGUCCUGCUGUGUAUUAUGAACAGUGUAAAGCUGAUGCCUGCAAAUGUGGACAGACAUGUCUUUGUUCAGCUCUGGCUCACUAUGCAAGACAAUGCGCAAAAUAUGGGAUUGUUAUCGACUUCAGACAAAACAUAACUGACUGUGCUAUUCAUUGCCCAGAGACUAUGACAUAUUGGACUUGUGUAUCUACAUGCAAACAGAGCUGUAAGUCCAUAUCCAUGCCAGAAGUCUGCAGUGAUGACUGCGCAGAAGGCUGUGCAUGUCCUCAAGGAACUUACUUUAACAGCAAAACAAUGAAGUGUGUGCAAAGGAAUGAAUGUACCUGUUAUUUUCAAGGAGCAGAAUAUUUACCAGGAGAAGAGGCUGUUACAUCAUUAGGAAGAUGCUUUUGCAAGGAAGGAAUGAUGUUCUGUGAAAGCUAUGAUACAAGCUGCCCAGAUGGUCAGAUAUAUUUUAACUGCAGUGACCCUGCUGCAAUUACUAAGACAGAUAUUGGACGGACUUGUGAGAACCAGCUUCUGAACUUGACCUUAUCAGGACAUGCUCCUUGUGUAUCUGGUUGUGUCUGCCCUGAGGGCCUUGUAAAACAUGGAGAUGAAUGCUUCCUACCUGAAGAAUGUCCCUGUUCGUGGAAAGCAAAAGAAUAUUUUCCAGGAGACCAAGUGACUUCUCCAUGCCAUACCUGCACGUGCCAACAUGGUUCGUUUCAGUGUACCUUCUAUCCUUGUCCCUCAAUGUGUACUGUUUAUGGAGAUCGUCACUACAGCACAUUUGAUGACCUGUUAUUUGAUUACAUUGGUGCAUGCAAGGUGUAUUUAGUAAAGAGCACCAUAGGCCUUGGACUUUCUAUUAUUGCUGAAAACGUUAACUGUUAUGGCAGUGGGAUUAUUUGCAGGAAGUUUCUGUCAAUCAGCAUUGGACGAUCUUGGAUUGUAUUUGAUGAUGAGACUGGAAAACCAAAUCCCUCAAGUUUAAUAGAUAAGCAACAGAAUGCUCAAAUAUGGCAAGCAGGUUUAUACACUAUAAUCCACUUUCCUAAAGAACAUGUUUCGAUUAUGUGGGAUCGAAGAACAACCAUUCACAUACAAGUUGGACCUCAAUGGAAGGGUGAACUGACAGGUUUAUGUGGAAAUUUUGAUCUAAAAACAGCAAAUGAAAUGAUGACACCAGAAAAUAUUGAUCUUGGUAAUUCACAAGACUUUGGAAACAGCUGGACAACUACUGAGUGUAUGAACAGCCCUGAUGUCAGAAAUCCAUGCAUUGUGAAUCCUUUGAGGGAGCCUUUUGCCAAGAAGGAGUGUGGAAUAUUGUUAAGUGACGUGUUUGAAACUUGCCAUCCUGUGGUUGAUGUCACUUGGUUCUACUCGAAUUGCCUGUCAGACACAUGUGGCUGCAGCCGUGGUGGGGACUGUGAGUGCUUCUGUACAACGGUGGCAGCGUAUGCACAUCGUUGCUGUCAGGAAGGAAUUCUUGUUGACUGGAGAUCUCCGACAGUCUGUCCUUAUGACUGUGAAUAUUUCAAUAAAGUUAUCGGAAAAGGUCCAUAUAAAUUGGUUGGUAACAUCUUUGACGAAAGAAUUUUGGCAGCCAGUCUGUUUGGAGGUGUUAUCUUUCUAGUAAAGGAAAAUGGCAGCUUUCCAGGGAUUUUACAUCAGUUUAUGCUGACACCAGGUCAAUACAAGUCCAAAGCACAUGAUCCUGUCCUUGUAUCUUUGGAAGCAGCAGAGAGACCUAAUUUCUUUGUUCAAGCUGGAUUAAAUGAAUCAGUGGUUCUUGCAAAAUGGGAAGAUAAUGAUGAUUUUCAAAUCAAAUCAACAUUUGUUCAUCACAAAGACACAUGGAUAACAGGAUAUCAUUCGUUUGAGUCUCUUUUCAAACCUGGAUUCUUUCUGCAUCACACCGCCUCUUCAGUUCACCUUAAAAAGUAUAGUCACACAAAUGAAUUUAGAAUGUCAACCCUCUUCAGACUAGUAGAAACUGACUUUAAGUCUCCAUUUCGAUCUACCUGUGAAUGGCGAUAUGAUGCUUGCUCAAUCCCCUGUUUCAGAACUUGCAAAGACCCAAAAGGAGAAACCUGUCAGUCUGUGCCCAAAACUGAAGGGUGCAUUCCUUUCUGUCCUCCCAAUAUGGUACUAGAUGAAGUGGCCCAAAAAUGUGUAUACUUAGAAGACUGCAUUAUAUCAAAAGAUGUUGAACCAACUCCUGCUAAAUAUAUAACUUCAGAACCUGGAUUAGGUCUUUCUAAAGCUUUAAAUGUAUCUGUUUCAUUGCUGACUACGUUACCCACUACUGCACCUUCUUCAAGAUUUAGCUCAAGCGGUACAUUUGCUACAUCUAAAAUGGAGGUUUCUCAGCCAAUCAGUUUGAAAACUGAAUCAGCUACAGUCACACAUUUUUCAACAUCACAGACAAGUGUAAGCACCAAAACAAGUACAUCUCAAGCCAGACCUAAAAUAGGUACAACAGUAUCUGUUUUGUCAAAUUUUACAGUGCAUUCAACACUUACUCCAAGUGGGGGCUUAUCAACCUUUUCCUCAAGAGUGACUACAGUAGUACCUUUUGUGUCUGAAUGGCAGGCUUCAUUAGAAACACCAUCUACCACUUUAAGAGAGAAAAGUACAACUUCAAAAACAUCACCAGGACCUACCACUCCUGAGCAUAUCUCUACAAGCAGUCAUUCUGAAACAAGUAUGUUGCACUUGCUAAGUGCAGUUACUGAAACUAGGCAUGCAGUAACAUCCUCUGUUACUAUGUCAGAAGCUAAAACAUCUAUGAAAACCACAAUGGAAUUACUUACAACAGCUUCAGCAAGAACAACCCAAGUCAGAACCACGCCUGUGAUGCCAAAGACAAGCAUAGGAAUACAACUUCCAGUUUCAACUGAAGUUACUAGAAAAACUACAGAGAAAACAGCUUCUUCAGCAGAGCAUGCAGUUAGUUCAACUACUCAAACCACUUCAGCCAUAACUACACAGUACACGGCAAAAGAAACAAUUUCAGAACCAUCAGCUACACUCUACCCAGUUGCAUUAAAGAGCACAACAAAACCAUAUUCUACAUUCUCGUACCGAUGGGUUAAUGAGAGUAUGUUUCCUAUUUCCUUCCUUCCUACUGCACCUGAAACAAAAACUUUUGAAGUCCCCCAAACAUCACCAACAGAAAAGUUAAAAGCUUUAACAACUAUUGAAAGCAUUUCAGCAUCUCUUUUCACUACCAUGUAUCCAGUAACACCAGAAAAGAAAGAGUUACAAAAUAUAACAACUGAACACACAUUAACCACAGAGAUUAUGGCACCAGCAUUUACCACGUCUUAUAUUUUUCCUUCAGGUCAACCAGCAACAUCUGCUAUGUUCUCUACUUUAAAAAGAGAAACUGUAGCAACAUCGAUAUCUACUUCUGCUUUACCAGAAUUAACGUGGAGUAGAACUACUAUCACCCCAGCAGCUCCUGAUCGUUUGUUUUUUACUAGUGAGAGACAAAUGAAUGUCACCAGUAGCAGAGUAGCAUCAAGUUAUAGUACAGCGGAGUAUACAACACCAUUACAUGAGUCAUCAGUGAGGACCACAGCCAUGCCUUUAACUGCUGCUGUGUCCGGAAGAAUACAGACGUCAGCAGCGACCCAGUACCCAUUUUCAGAAACACCAAACAUCACAUUAGAAACUAUUUCUUACCAGACUGUUCCAUCAGCUGAAACAUCAACUGUGAAAAUCAAAACACAAUUUUCAACUAUGAUUACAGGCCCAAUGACAACAAAUGCAACAUCACACUUUCUUACAUACCUACCCUUUUCGACUGUAAAAACUACAGAAAUCCCCCCAUCUAUGUAUACUGCAUCCUCAGUUUUAGUAGAGGCAUCAACCUUUAUUGCACCUACACAGCCAUUAGUAACAAGAAUUACACCUCCAUUAUUAACAGAAAAGAAAGUAUGGCCAUCAGUAUUUACCACUAAAUAUCCAGUGUUUACAAGCAUAGCUGUGACAGAGAUCAUUCCUGCUUCAUACACUGCUUACACAAGUACCACAGAGAAGACAAGCAUAUAUUCAUAUCUAUCCAAAGAGCCCAUGACCACAACAUUAAUUCCAGAAUCAUCCAAGUCAGAAUUACGUGACAGGACAGAUUCAGUAAAGGAAUAUUCCACCGCAGCUGCUGCCACGAUGAAUGUAACACGGGCUACAAUUCUUCCUUCUAGUCUUUAUGUUAGAGCUUCAGGAACAGCAGUGUUAACGUCUGUAACAAGUAAAACCAGUUCAUCGUUUUUCACAGCUGUCACUCUUCCACUAUCCUCAAGGAAGAUAGAAUCCUCUCCAGCAAGUGUAGCACUUACUGAAUAUUCAUUUUCCCCACAUUUUACAGGGGCACAAACUAUGAUUUCCCCACCAGUUUCAUAUUCUAGCACUCCUAAAAUAGAAAGUGUGACUUCCUAUUCAACAAAAGAAUUAACUUCUAAAAAAUAUACUAGUCUUCUCCCAAUAUUCACAAAUAAAACAAAGGUAUAUGAAGGAAUAACAAGUGCAACAAUGUUGCCAUCUGCAAGUGUAUAUGUCACAAAAACCACAGCUGUACCAAGAUUUUCUGAAACUGCUGAAAUAAUGCAGUAUUCUUCAAAACAGGCUGUAUCUAAAACUCUAGGGGUAACAGACUAUGGGCUUCCAAAAAACUUGACCACGCCUUUAACAACAGCAACAACAAAAUACCCAAGAAUUUCACAGAUAGCACAGACAUCCAUACCUUCACAUAUCGUGUAUCCUACUUUUGCAGAAACAGCAAAAUCCACCAGUCCUUCAGAGUCCACUUCAUUAUCAACUUUUACUAGAUUUCAAGCGUUGACAAAUCUUACUGAGAUUACUUCUGUUACUGCUUUCACAACUGGGUUCACAGAAUUUGUAAGCCCCAAUAUUACACAGACAGCUAUUUACACACACACAAAAUAUCCAACAUCUAAAGUGACACUAAUUCCACCUACUUUGACUACAGAAAUAAAAGAAAAAUGGCUGACUACAACAUUGCCUUUAGCACCAACAACGCAAACAGAGACUUGGAAAACAUCAUCAGUAACUAAAUAUCUAAUUAUACCAAUGGUUACUAAUGAGACACAUAUAACAGUUUUACCACCUGCCAUGAAUGUUAGCUCCUUUGCGACAACAUCAGCAGUUCUACAUACUGCAGAGCAAACGGUGUUACCAUAUCUACAUACAACACCCAUUUCAGAAUCUGCAAAGCCAGUUGAACUGCCUUCAACAACUAAACCAACAAAGCUUACAAGAGCAACAACAGUGUUGACCACUACUGCUAUUUUCCCUCGUACUAGUUUCACUUCUGCACCAGGAAUCUCAAAACCUUUAGUUUCAACCAAAGUAACCAUAACUGCAGUACCACUAUCUACACCACAAGAAAUGAUUAAAACAGUUUCAACUAGUUAUCCAUCAUUCUUGUCUCAAACAGUACACACUACAAAUGGAACAACAUACUAUGUUACUCCAAGGCUAAAAACAACAGCUUUAAUGACACAAAUAAUGGAAACAGCUGCAACUUCUACACAAUUAGGUGUAAGCAUAUUACCAAGAGUGUACAAUUCAACAACGUCAUUGAUAAGUAAACCUCACACAUCACAAACGGAAACCUUUUCCACAACCACUGUUAAAGUAGUGCAGCUUUCAUCAACAGAGAUUUACUCUACAAGAUAUCCUGUUUCAUCUGAGGGAACAAUAAAAUCAACAGGUAUUAGUUAUAUGACUUCAUCAGGAUUUUUGCCCACUAAAAUAAUAACCUCAACAACAUUUGUCCCAGCUACAAGUACAUUUCAUUUAGUUACUACAACUAGUAAAGCAGCAUUACUUAAAACAACAUCUCCUACAACACAAAAAUUUACAACUGCAUAUCCUGAAACAGGUCUUAGUACACUGAUGAUAACAGAGACUGCACGUUUCACUCCCCAGUUCAUCAACACUACCUUAGUUAAAGCAUUGCAUACAUCUGUUAGUCCAUCAUCGGGAGGAACAACACAUUAUGUGACUCUGUUAAGCUCACUUGCAACAGUUAUUCCUCUGAGUACUCAAACUCAAGUUUCACUUUCACAGAUGAGUGGGCCAAGUACUGCAAUGGCAAUUCAUUCUACUCAUUUAACACUGCCAUCAGCAACAAUGGAGAUUACACCUAAGCCAGCUGAAACAUUCACAUCUGCUGUAACAAACAGAACAGUGUCAAUUUCUACUCCUCAGUUUUCAACGCAAUCAAUUCUUACCGCUUUAUCUACCAAAGAAAAGGCAGCAUUUAUAACAGAAGUUUCAUCUGUUUAUUUAUCUGAAACUUCAACAGCUACUACCUCAAGCUCUGUAUAUCCAUUACUCAAAACAACACCGAUUACCACAACAGCAAAACCAACAGCUUUUAUGUUAUCAUCAAUUACUUCAAUCCCAGUUACACCACAUGAAAAAAAAGAAACAGUUACAUCAGUGCAAACUGCAGCUACUACUCAAAAAGAAUUGGAGACAUUCCUCACAGUGACACAUGUUAGCCCAAUAAAAACCACCACUGGUUUAUCAGUGUCAACAUUGUUUUCUUCAGCUUUUUCAACACCUCUGACUACUAUCACACCAGUUACCACUGGAAGAACUACAGCGUCAGUGUCUUUUUCUCCUACGUCUGUGACGACACCUUAUUCAGCUAGUUUGGGAAUAAUUAUAUCGGCAUCCACACCACAGCCAGAAAUAAGUACAACAACAGAAAUGUUUACAAAGCCAUCAUCAUCACUACUUACUACAGGAACAUUUAACAGAACACAGACAACACUAAGAGGAACAACAACGGAAGAAAUGAAAGUAAUUGAAAUUACACAUCUGACUUCACAUUCAAAACCUCUGCCAUCUUUCUCCCUUGUUACUGAAGGCAUAUCUUCAACAAUGGAAAUCAAAGUUUCACCAGCUGAAGAACUGACAACUGAACUUGCUCAAACUAGUGAAAAUUAUACGAUAUCCCAAACCAUGUCUGCUACUACUAGAAUUCUACCCAAAUCUACUCAGUUUUCAUCUCCAUCAUUUAUAAGCAAAACAUCUGCAGAAACUGCACUACCUGGGACAUUCCUUUCGACUGAGUAUAUGUCUGUCCAACCUGUAAAUAUAUCACUGCAUACAAUUUCACCAGCAAGUUCUCCUUCAUUACCAGUAAUUACAGAAGUAGCAGAAACAGAAGUUUUAACUUCACGUGCGCUUCCAAGCCAAUCAACCUUUCCGUUUAAACUAGAAUCCAUCAACGCAACAGAAUAUAGAACAGCUGAGCCUACAGCAGCACCUUCUGUUACAUCUGAAUUGCUUUCGACUUCAGAAGGAAUGUUUGUUUUUUCUCCUAGUACAGUACCAUCACAAACACCUCAGACAUGCACACCCAGAAAUAUCUACACCGAUAAUGAAUGCAUUCAAAUCAUCUGCAUGGAUGGGCACUUAAUUCCAAUUAACAUGUCACAGAACUGUCCUUAUAAUGCAACACAGCCCAGCUGUGGAGUCCUGGGAUUUGCAGUACAAGUUAAUGGAGACAAAUGCUGUCCAAAGUGGGAAUGUCCAUGUCGUUGUUCUAUUUUUCCUGAUCUAAGUUUUAUAACUUUUGAUGGGAGUGAUGCAGCCUUGUUUAAAGCAGCAUCUUAUGUCAUCAGUCAAGUUGAAAACGAAACUAUAACUAUCCACAUUCUUGACUGCCACAAUGGAGAAAUGGCCCAGUGGAAUUCUACAGCACUAUGUCUGGGAGUUGUUAAUGUUACUCAUCAAUCAAACGAGGUUAUAAUUGAUCGAUUGAACAGAAGGCUUAUGGUGAAUUCAAGAUAUGCACGUCCAAAAUUUAGAAAAUAUGGCUUUGACAUUGUUGAUACUGGUAAUAUGUACCUGAUCAAGACUCCUGCUAAAAUGCAAAUACAGUGGUUUCACAGCACGGGAACAAUGAUAAUUGAAGCUAGGAUGUCCAGCAAAGCUGCAGCCAUGGGGCUCUGUGGUUACUGUGAUGGAAACCCAGCAAAUGACUUAACACUACCAAAUGGCACAGUGUUCAGUAAAAGUGAAGACCCCACCGCCUAUAUGGACAGCUGGCAAGUGCCAAACACUUUACAGUACAUGGGAAAACAGAGAAGGCGUGAAGUGAAUUGUUCUACAAGUGACUGCUCUGACUGUCUAGGCAUGCUCCUUAACCAAACCUUCAGCAGCUGCCAUCCUUUUGUUCCACCCGAAAUAUUUUGUGAAUACUGGGUACGUGAUGCAGAAUAUGUCGAAAACCCUUGUGUAGCCCUAACCGCCUAUGUAGCUAUGUGUCAUAAAUUUAAUGUCUGCAUAGAAUGGAGAAGCCAAGACAACUGCCCUUUCUUCUGCCCACCAGAGUUAACAUAUAAGGCUUGUUUACCAGCGUGUGAAGCAAAAACGUGCAGGGAUAAUGAAUUUCCCCAAAAUGAUGUCGAAGUCUGCUCUGUACUAACUGAAGGCUGUGUGUGUCCAAAUGGAACCGUUCUUCACCAGCCCUAUUCUGCUCUCUGUAUACCAGAACAGAAGUGCGCUUGUACUGACAGUUCUGGAAUACCGCGGGCAUCUGGAGAGACAUGGAAAGCUUCAGUAGAUGGGUGCUGUCUCUUCACAUGUGACAAUGAUACCAUUAUCCCAGUAGAAUACAACUGCUCAGACAUUGAGGAACCACAGUGUAGACCAGAUGAGAUGAUUGUGUUUUUGGCUGAAGACAAAAAUUGCUGUCCUCAGAAACUGUGUGUUUGCAACCAGACAUUAUGUGCACUCCAAAUGCCUAAAUGCGAAUAUGGUGAAAAACUUGUCAGCUACUACAACAAUGACUACUGCUGUCCAGAUUAUGUCUGUGAGUGUGAUCCUGAAAAGUGUGAUUAUGCCAUGCCAAACUGCCGAGAAGACCAAACAUUAAUUAGUACUCGAAUUGAAGGAAGCUGUUGCCUUUCAUUUAUAUGCACAUGUGGUGCCUGCUCUGAUAAGAUACCGGUAUGCCAAGAAGGAGAAGUUCUUAUUGUGGACACAAACAUCACAGAGAGAUGCUGUCCCAAUUACCAGUGUGUCUGUGAAACACAGCGAUGUUCUGAACAUAGCUGUCCUAUUGGAUUUUCUGUGGUUGAAGUAUGGAGCCCUGUGCAAUGUUGUCCAUACCGAACAUGUGAAUGUGCAUGUGGUACUAUUCCUAAACCUCAGUGUGGUCUGGGUGAAAAACUAGUGGCUGAUGAUGAAUACCAGAAUAACACAGAAAAUCCAUGUGGUUGUCAUACCUACAUAUGUGUAAAAGAUCAGGUUUGCCUAACUGGAGACAAAGGAGUUCUGCGUCCUGGACAAACUCUUGUUGAACACAGAGCUGACGGUGUCUGUCAUACUGUACAGUGCACUGACAGAAUUGAUGCCAUUACGAACUACUACCAGAUUACUGUUACAACAACCAACUGUACAGAGCAAUGUGAAUCAAACCAAGUGUAUGAACCACCACCUGAUACAACAUCUUGCUGUGGAACAUGCAAGAAUAUGUCUUGUGUUUACAGCAUGGAUAAUGGAACUGCCAUACAUUUCCAGCCAGGAACCUCUUGGACUUCCAGUUGUGUUCGAUAUGACUGCAUAAAUACAGUAUCAGGGCCGAUUAUGAUUUCUUCACCAGUCAACUGCCCUCCAUUUAACGAAACAGAGUGUGUUAAGAUUGGUGGAUAUGCUACCCCCUAUAUGGAUGGAUGUUGUAAAGUCUGCUCUGGAUUCUCACUGUACCCAUUCCCUGUUAGCCCAGUCACUCCUGCAGCUAGUUCUAACUGUGACACAGGUAAAGAAGAUGGAAAAUUCUGCAAAAAAGUAGCGGUAAGGAUGACAAUUCGGAAGAAUGACUGUAGAAGCAACAGACCUGUAAAUAUUGUCUCCUGUGAUGGGAAAUGUCCAUCUGCCAGUAUUUAUAACUAUAAUAUCAACACGUAUGCCAGGUUCUGCAAGUGCUGCAGGGAGAUUGGGCUGCAGAGACGUAACGUAGCUCUGUAUUGUACUGGGAACUCUACAUGGGUCACUUACUCCAUUCAGGAGCCAACAGACUGCUCAUGUCAGUGGUCUUAAUACAAUGAUAUCUUUAAUUACAGAGGACAGUAUAUCUAAAGAAUGAAAGGCAUAUUUUUGAAGCCUGUAAUAGGGACUUCAUUCCUUACCAAGUUGAAGAUAUCAACCAUAAGGAGAAAACAGUGUGAACAAUUUACCCACAACAUUUUUUUUACAAAUUCUAAUUAUAACUGACAUAUAAAAACUUAGCAAAAUCAUUUGUACCUUGAACAUUUAAAGAAAUAAUGGUGCCAAAUGAAAAUUCUUGGGAACUGAAACACAAUCAGUUAUCUCUCAUUCAAGUGAAAUAAAGCAAUCUGAAUUCUC
This is a messenger RNA of Protopterus annectens (West African lungfish), 12654 nucleotides long. RefSeq names its product otogelin (gene OTOG). Bases 139 to 12348 code for a protein of 4069 amino acids. Gene Ontology annotation, molecular function: alpha-L-arabinofuranosidase activity; protein binding. Gene Ontology annotation, biological process: L-arabinose metabolic process. Gene Ontology annotation, cellular component: extracellular matrix. The record is from RefSeq and is a predicted model, not a curated record. The transcript is spliced from 57 exons. Lineage: Eukaryota; Metazoa; Chordata; Ceratodontiformes; Protopteridae.